Messenger RNA from Knipowitschia caucasica, 1704 nucleotides. Lineage: Eukaryota; Metazoa; Chordata; Actinopteri; Gobiiformes; Gobiidae. The record is from the annotation of a GenBank genome assembly.
AUGGAACUACAGGGCCUACAAGAGGCGUUGAAAGUAGAAAUCCAAUGUCAUCAGAACCAGAAGAUAUGCAAAAGCCUCAAUGAACUCCAAAACGGACAGAAGCUGGCUGUUCGGACCUGUCCAGUCGGGACGACCAAGCCUCUGUCCCUCAUCAAGGCCCCUGGCCAGGGUAUUGCCAUCUCUGUGGUGCCAGCCAAAGCCCCAGUCUCUAUGGUUACAGCACACAUAAACGGACAAAAAGUGCCAAGUUCAGAAUCGCUGCAUUCGUCCCCCAUCAACCUCCAAACCAGUGGCCGAGUGGUGGCUGGAAGUGUCCACUCGCACAGCAGCAGGAGAGCCGCAGAGCUGCCUCCGUCGCAGAUGUUGGGGACUCUCACUGCUGUGCCCAUCAAGGUGCCUCAAGUCAGCUCUUUGCAUCGGCUGGCAGGACAAGCCACCACAGUGUUACCUCAGGUCAGGCCAAAGACACAGAUCCCAGACAGCCUUCCUCACAGAGGACACUACCAGGAGCUGCUUGACCUGCAGAAGGCCACAGCAGUGGUCAGUCCCAGGAGCCAGGGCCCCUCGCAGCCCACACUCCCCACCUCCAACAGCACACUGAGCCCAGAUCAGCAACCAGAGAGGCAGGGGGCGGCCUCCCCCCCUCAGCCUGUGGCACUGGAGUCCAGCAGUCCUGUGCAGAAUGCGUCAGCAGGAGCGGGAGUGGCAUACGCCAUCAUAGCAGCUCCUGUCAAUGGUGUGUCAGGCGUCAGCGAGGCCGUCAAAGUCCAGCCACUGUUCUUCAGCGCCGAAAACAAGGUCAUAAUAAUCCAUCCGCAGGUGCCCAACAGCAACGAGGGAUCGCCUGAAGGCCAGGCUGGCGUCCUCUCACAACACGAUCUGUCCUCCCCUAAAUCCCCCUCCGUUAAGAAAGAUGAAGACCCAGAAAAAAUUGCCUUCAUGGUGGCCCUUGGCCUCGUUACCACAGAUCACCUUGAAGAAAUCCAGCAGAAGAGGCAAGAGAGGAAGAGGCGAAGCACUGCAAACCCAACAUACAGUGGCUUGUUCGAACCAGAGCGGAAACGCCUGGCCUCCCACUACCUGAACAGUUCCCUGUACCUGACGGCACGAGACUCGGAGGACUUCUGCUGGAAGGAUGACUUGGAGCAUGACGAACUCUGCACUGUCUGUAAAGAAGAUGGGGAGGUGCAGCCCUGCCAUAACUGCCCCCGAGUUUUCCACCCAAAUUGUCUCCACCCGCCGCUCAAAACCCCGCCAAGAGGAUCCUGGUACUGCCCCAAAUGCCAAAAGAAGGUGCUGAACAAAGAAAACCUAUCAUGGCCACAAAACUUCAUACAGUCUUAUGUCACACACAAAACAGUGAGGCAGGAGGAGAAGAGGCGCCUACUGAGGAGGAACAACGAGCUGAAGAAUGAGUGUGCUCACCUGGAGGAGGAAGACAACAAGUUAAACAACUCACUCAACCGAUGCAUGGACAUGAGGGAGAGGCUGUUGCAGCAGCAGAGAGACACAAGAGCGUCUCUGGACCGGAUCAAGUCUCUGCUCGCACUCAUCCAGCGCGACCAAGUCAUCCAGGUCACCAUGACGACCACCACGAACAUCGGCGCCUCGCUGUUGUCCCAGGCCUGGAUGAAGCCCACCAUAACCAGUCCUUUGUCCGCACCCAUCCUAAAGAGCCACGCCCAGAGCCAGGACAACAACUAG